AUGGCGACCAACGUCCACCUCAGCACGACCAUGGGCGACAUGGUCCUGGAGCUGUACACGACGCACGCGCCCAAGACGUGCAAGAACUUCGUCGAGCUCUCGCGGCGCAACUACUACGACGCGUGCCCCGUGCACCGGAUCAUCACCGACUUCAUGAUCCAGACGGGCGACCCCACGGGCACCGGCCGCGGCGGCACCAGCAUCUACGGCGACAAAUUCGACGACGAGAUCCACGCCGAGCUCCGGCACACGGGCGCCGGCAUCCUGAGCAUGGCCAACGCCGGCCCCAACACCAACGGGAGCCAGUUCUUCAUCACCCUGGCGCCUACGCCCUGGCUCGAUGGGAAGCACACCAUCUUCGGGCGCGUCAAGAGCGGGCUGGGCGUCGUCAAGCGGAUGGGCAUGGUCAGGACCGACAAGGAGGACCGGCCCGUCGAGGAGGUCAGGAUUUUGAAGGCGAAGGUGGUGGACGAGGGCGACGCAUUUUCUUGA
This is a messenger RNA of Truncatella angustata, 492 nucleotides long. Its product is annotated as peptidyl-prolyl cis-trans isomerase ppi1. The record is from RefSeq and is a predicted model, not a curated record. Gene Ontology annotation, biological process: protein folding; protein peptidyl-prolyl isomerization. NCBI's taxonomy places the organism in Eukaryota, Fungi, Ascomycota, Sordariomycetes, Amphisphaeriales, Sporocadaceae. The transcript has a single exon. Bases 1 to 492 code for a protein of 163 amino acids. Gene Ontology annotation, cellular component: catalytic step 2 spliceosome. Gene Ontology annotation, molecular function: peptidyl-prolyl cis-trans isomerase activity.